Molecule: messenger RNA, 1108 nt
Organism: Trifolium pratense (red clover)
Lineage: Eukaryota; Viridiplantae; Streptophyta; Magnoliopsida; Fabales; Fabaceae
Exons: 1
Coding region: 266-907 (213 amino acids)
Source: RefSeq, a predicted model, not a curated record
UUUUCUUCAAUUCAUAUGCUUUUCAAAACAAAAACAAAAAUUAAUAAACCACUAUAUAUAGAGUCCUCUACUCUUCACCUACAUUCUCAUAUUUGGUUUCUUUUCUUCUGCGAGGUCUAAUAACCUCGUAGAGUUAAGAAACCCUCCUUUCAUUUUCUCAAAAAAAAUAUUUUUUUUUCUUUCUUGUACUUUUCUAUCGGUAGGAAAUUCUUUAUUUGAUUUACUAAUUGCUAUAGUUAUUGUUUUUGUUAUACAAUUUUGAGAAAUGGAGGUACAUUCACAGGUCGUAGGCAAAAGACUAUGGAAUGGGUUAAGGAUCACAUUCUUUAUGUUGAGAAAGAGUCUUGUUUCAAAGAGAAAGAUGAUUAUGGACAUGAAUUUGAUGAUGAAGAAAGGAAAAGUGUUUCGAAAAUCUUUGAGCAAUCUCAUGUCAUCACAUAAUCGUCACCAUCAUCAUUCAUCAAAGAAUUAUAGUGGUAGAUUUAUGGUACAUGAUUAUGAAUUCUCUUGUAGCAAUAGUCCAAAUCCCCUUUUUUUCAACAUGUCAAAACGUAAGCAUCAUUUCACUUUCCCUUGUAUUAAUGCUCCGGAGGUUAUUGAAGAGGAACAUUUACGUUGUCAAUAUCAAUUGUCACCACUCGAAUUUGAAAUUGAAAAUGUGUCCAAGAGUAGUGUGGCCAUGGUGCCUAAAACUCCUGAAUUCACAUUCAAUUUUAGGUUUGAUUCAUCUGAAGAGAGAAAAAGUCCACUUCUCUCACCUUUCUCUGUGAGGAUAUCUAAUUAUUCUACACUGGAUGAAAAUGAAGUAAUUGAAAAUUGUCAAGUUGAUGAUAUGGCUGAAGAUUUCAUCAAAAAGUUUUAUGAACAACUAAGGGAACAAAAACGUGUGCAAUUAUCCGAAUUUUAAAAAUGGUCGGCGAUUGCGGUUUGGAAGGUGACAUCAAGGAUCGCAGCUUUAAACACGCUGAAUUUCAUUAUAACUCUGCAAUAUUAAUGAUUGUAAUGUUUAACGUCACCAUAAUUACUUUUAUCGUAAUUUAAAACUUUGUGAAAUUAGUGAUUACAAUGAUACAAAGAGAUUUAAAGAUAAACUAAAUAUAGAUAUAUA